AUGUCCACCGUGGAUAAUCUUGCAUUGGACUUGACACACCUCUCCUUUGAUACCCAACCAGAUCUUCUUGCAACGACCACUCACGCAAGCUCAUUUUUAUCUUCAUCGGCUUCCUCAUCCUCUCGACCAGUGAGCCGUAAUGGCGGUGGAUUACCGUCUAUCACAAUCACGCAGGAGAAAAAAACACCACGCAGCAGCCAUCGUAAUCGUCAAUGUGUACCCAGCGAUGAUGAAGACGAUGAUGAAGAUGAAGAUGAAGGCGAUAGCUCUGAUGAUGAAGAUUUCAAGGAAAAAAGGCCGGCAAGUUCUAUCACGUCAAAGCCGCCGCCACCACCACAGCAUCGUAAAACACAACUUCCAAGUGAUGACGAAGACGAUGAUGAAGAUGAUGAUAGUGACGAUGAAUUGGUGAUUGCACCUAGUCCAAUGUAUCGACGUUUGAGUGGUGUUGGAUCAACAAGCAACCUUGCCGGUACUAGUAGUGGUGGUCGACGUUCACCUACUCCACAGCAACAUCAUCCUCAACAUCAACCACAGCAACGACCUAGUGAAGUAGCCAAGCGACAUUCGGAUGGACAUCUUGAUUUAUCGGCGACUGAAGGCACACAUAUCCAUCACUUGCAGCAAAUGCAACAAUACCAACAGACUCAGCUAGCGCAGUUCCAACAGCACUACAACAACAAUCUGUCAGCAUCAGGAGCAGGAGCAGGAGCAGGAGGAGGGGUAGCACAGCGACAUCAUCGUGUGAGCGGUAUGGAUUUGCUUAAGCAAUUGGAGCAAGAAAAAGCUGGGAUGAAAAGAAACACCAAACCCAAAGUCAACACGUCGCAUGUCAAGAUUGAAAAAGGGUUAUUGGCCAACUUGCCCGAACCUGGCUCACAUAGCAUUAGCUUUCAAGCAAUGCAAAAACAGGCAUCUGAGCAACAAAAGCAACACCAUCGUCAGUAUCUUCAUGCAGCCAACAUGUAUCAACCUCAACAACAACAACCACAACAGCCAAACUUUGUAUACCCCUAUCAAAUGGGCGCUGCCGCCGUAUCUUCCUCGCCAUCCCUUAUCAUGAUGGAUCCCAACCAAUACCAUCACAUGCAACAACAACAAUUUUAUCAACAACAACAACAACAGCAUCAUCAUCAUCAUCAUCAUCCACCAAGCAGACCAUCGAGUGCCAUGAGUAAUCAUCACGAUGCUGCAUCACGUCGACGAACGGGUGAUUAG
Lichtheimia ornata is the source of this 1218-nucleotide messenger RNA. RefSeq lists its product as uncharacterized. The coding region runs from base 1 to 1218 and encodes 405 amino acids. The transcript has 3 exons. NCBI's taxonomy places the organism in Eukaryota, Fungi, Mucoromycota, Mucoromycetes, Mucorales, Lichtheimiaceae. The record is from RefSeq and is a predicted model, not a curated record.